Ziziphus jujuba (common jujube) is the source of this 1056-nucleotide messenger RNA. RefSeq names its product pathogenesis-related protein PR-1. The coding region runs from base 193 to 693 and encodes 166 amino acids. The transcript has a single exon. The record is from RefSeq and is a predicted model, not a curated record. Lineage: Eukaryota; Viridiplantae; Streptophyta; Magnoliopsida; Rosales; Rhamnaceae. Gene Ontology annotation, cellular component: extracellular region.
AAAACAAAUGUGGCAAUCAUUAUCGAACAUGCUUGCCACCCCAUCAGUAUUUGACACUUUAUACCCUUAACCCAAACCCCAACUACUCCAGAAAAAACCUCUCAAUUAUAAAUAUCAUCACCUUCGCUUCAAAACCCAUCUUCAACAACACAAAAAUAGAAAAAAGGCUCAUAACUUCUUCUUCUUCUUCAAAUGCAUACCACCAUCACCACCUUCUUUGUCUUCCUCGUCCUUAUCUCCGCCACAGAUGCAUUCACAAAGCAAAACCAGUACCUUAACCUGGCCAACCAGUUCCUGGCACCACAAAAUGCUGCUCGGUCCACACUCAGAAUGAAGCCGCUGGUGUGGGAUCCGAGGUUGGCUCGGUAUGCGCAGGGGUAUGCGAACCAGAGGAGGAAUGACUGCGCUUUGAAGCAUUCCAAAGGACCUUACGGUGAGAACAUCUUCUGGGGUAGCGGCGACGAGUGGACCCCAGCUCAGGCCGUGACUGCAUGGGUUUCGGAGAGGAAAUGGUACAAUUACUGGUCCAAUUCUUGUGCUGGGAAUGAACAAUGUGGCCAUUAUACUCAGAUUGUCUGGAGAUCUACUAGUAGAGUUGGGUGCGCCAGGGUCACUUGUUCUAGGGGCAAGGGUGUGUUUAUCACUUGCAAUUAUGAUCCUCCCGGGAAUUAUAUUGGAGAAAGACCAUAUUGAAUUUGGCUUUUUUUUUUUAUUUUUAUUUUUAUUUUUUGCUGGAAUUUAUAUUUAGAAAAUUGGGUAUGAGAUAUUAUAAAUAUUUUUUUUUUUUUUUGGAUAGAAACUCUGUCGAGUGGGUUUUUUUAUUGAUUUUAUCCAUAUAUAAUGUGUUAAUAUGGAAUUAUGAGUGUGUGUGUAUAUAUAUAUAUAUAGAAGACAAUUUUCCAUUUUUAAUUUGAAGGGUUUAUUUUCCUUUAAAUGGAAGAUGGAUUACGGGUGCAAAAAAAAUUGUUUUUGUCAAGUGUAAAAUUUUAAGAUAUCUUAUUCAGUAAUUUGGAAAAAAAAGUUUGAAAAAUUUUUGAAAGACCAAAAUUUGAUUUC